Molecule: messenger RNA, 606 nt
Organism: Lampris incognitus (smalleye Pacific opah)
Lineage: Eukaryota; Metazoa; Chordata; Actinopteri; Lampriformes; Lampridae
Product: keratin-associated protein 4-11-like
Exons: 1
Coding region: 1-606 (201 amino acids)
Source: RefSeq, a predicted model, not a curated record
AUGCAGAACUGCGCCAUGCAGAACUGUACCAUGCAGAGCUGUGCCAUGCAGAGCCGUGCCAUGCAGAACCACACCAUGCAGAACUAUGGCAUGCAGUGUUGUGCCAUGCAGUACUGUGCCAUGCAGAACCACACCAUGCAGAACUAUGGCAUGCAGUUCUGUGCCAUGCAGUGCUGUGCCAUGCAGAAAUAUGGCAUGCAGCGCUGUGCCAUGCAGCGCUGUGCCAUGCAGCGCUGUGCCAUGCAGAACUGUACCAUGCAGCGCUGUGCCAUGCAGAACCACACCAUGCAGAACCACACCAUGCAGAACUAUGGCAUGCAGUGCUGUGCCAUGCAGAACCACACCAUGCAGAACCACACCAUGCAGAACUGUACCAUGCAGCGCUGUGCCAUGCAGAACUGUACCAUGCAGCGCUGUGCCAUGCAGCGCUGUGCCAUGCAGCGCUGUGCCAUGCAGAACUGUACCAUGCAGUACUGUGCAAUGCAGAAAUGUACCACGCAGAACUGCGCCAUGCAAAACUGUACCAUGCAGAGCUGUACCAUGCAGUACUGUACCAUGCAGAGCUGUACCAUGCAGAGCUGUACCAUGCAGUGCUGUGCCAUGUAG